GAUGGCUAUUGUUCGUGACAUUGCAAGCCCGGACCAGAGCGAGUAAGUUGCUGUGCUCACUCGUUUGGGUGUAUUAAAGUUGCUUUGCACCUGAACUGACAUGGUGAAAUUUGUUCCUUGUAUCGCAGCACCUUUUUCCCGUUUACGCGCCACUUUUCUUGGUUCGACAGUCACUCGUUUGCCAGCGGUGUGUACACCCUCGACGGCGGCAAGUCCCAGGAGAGUGUGAGUGAAGCCGUUAACGCCUACUACGGCGUGUACCUGGUGGGCAAGUCCUUCAAGGUGCCGGAGGUGGAGCGCAUGGGACAUCUUCUGCUCGCUAUGGAGAUCCGUGGUGCGCAGACGUACUGGCAGAUGCCGUCCAGCUCGAACAUUUAUGAGCCGAUCUACACUGCCAACAAGAUGACGGGGCAAGUGGCCGCGACGAAGGUGUCGUACACGACGUGGUUCGGACCUGAGAUUGAGCACAUGCAUCUGAUCAACAUGAUCCCGUUCACGCCCAUCACGGAUGCGUUUUUGAAGCCCGCGUACGUCCAGGAGGAGUACCCAAUUUUGCAGCAGCAGGCGUUCGGCCGUGUGGAAGACCCGAUGGAGGACCGCUGGAAGGGCUACGCGUACCUGGACCUGGCCAUCAUUGACCCCACCACCGCGUGGACAAAGGUUCAGAACAUGACCUUCUUCGACGACGGCAGCUCGCGGACCAACUCGCUGUACUGGAUCGCCACGCGCCCGACGAACUGAGGUGGUGGCUGACAGAGACUAAAAUGAUUUUUGGAGCGGCUCGUGCCAUCACUGCCAGCAUUAGAUACUAGUAUUGUGAAUUCUGGCCAAUAUUGCCGAUUCGGGUCGCUUUACCAUAUGGGUUGAAAUCGCUGAAUACAAAUUUCAAGUCUUGGAAUCGACUGAGCGACUUCUUAUUUCGUACUUUAUUGCGUACAUAGUAAACUCAAGUCAGAUCAAAAUCUCGGGCGGUUGCUGGCGAUUUGGCUCGGUCGAUUCAAUCAAUCGACUUCGGAAAGUUCGACUAGAACGCGCAAUAGUAAUUGAGGGCAAUGAAAACGCAGUUCAUCGUUUUCGUGUCUUUCGUGGCAUGCGCUCUUCAUCUUGGACUCGCCAUCAUAAUCAUUGCGAAAAACGCUGGCGGCGCCGUCGCCACGACAUACACACGUUGAAUCCCAUGUACAUGACAGAACUGCAUUUCAGCUUCCGACUGCAACUUCAGGAUCCGACUUCACAGACCGCGACAGCAUCGAGGAGAGUUUUGGUCAUAACUUUUUCGUUUUUGGUCCGUUCUAUUUCAGACUUUCAGGGUCGCUUUGGAUCGCCUUUUCGAUUGUAUGCCAAAAACAGCAGAAAACAGCACACCAAAGAACGGCUCGGGCUAUUUUGUCGCCUAACCGCAUCAUUGUUUUGGCCAAUCACGAAAUCGAAUUUUGACUGUAUUUGUACUUACCCUGUCCAAACGGAUGGUCUAAUUAUAUCGUGAAACACAGGCUUGAUUGGUACUAUACUUAGCCUAAGAUUAUUUCGGGCCAAACGUUUUGCUUGUUUUCAAUAAAACCAAGACGUGCCAUGCGUGGCGAGACCCAUGCUCGAACUUAGGAGACGAAAUGGAAUCGAUUGGUACCAUAAAAUAUAGGGGGUAGAAAAUUCUCCUCGAUGGUGUAUACGACAAAACAAAGAUACUUUCUUGAUCAGCGAGAAGUAUGCAUUAAGCACAGCGAAACGCAGCAGCAUAUGAAGGCACCAGCAUUCUUGGUGUUGGCCACAAGUUCAAUACAUGGUCGUUACUACAGCUUACGCUCUUGUCAGAAUGUUGGCGCAGCACUUUGGCAUCAGCACAAAUAAGUUGAGCUAUACAAGGCGGAAAAGGUGGAAACGGACAAGUUUGGCCGCCGCUUGGGAAGGAGCGAGUCGUUUCUAUAGUUGCAGAGAUCUCCAAACAAAAGGACGCCGACGCCUCUGCCCAUUCACAAUUCUCCUCCCAAGCCCAAGCCCAGCAGCGUCUUCGGAACCCGAGUAAGCUUCAUCACCCAGCUUCCUCGUAGCUUCUCCAGCCGCGCGUCGACUCCAGAGUACCCUUCUCCACCCCCACUCAACCCCCUCAAGAUGCGUGAAGUCAUCUCCAUCCACCUCGGCCAGGGCGGCAUCCAGACGGGCAACGCCUGCUGGGAGCUCUACUGCCUCGAGCACGGCAUCCAGCCCGACGGCCAAAUGCCCAGCGACAAGACCAUCGGCGGCGGAGACGACGCCUUCAACACCUUCUUCUCCGAGACCGGCGCCGGCAAGCACGUGCCUCGCGCCGUGCUCGUCGACCUGGAGCCCAGCGUCUGCGACGAAGUGCGCACCGGCACGUACCGCCAGCUCUACCACCCGGAGCAGAUCAUCUCCGGCAAGGAGGACGCCGCCAACAACUACGCGCGUGGCCACUAUACCAUCGGCAAGGAGAUCGUCGACCUGGUGCUCGACCGCAUCCGUAAGCUGGCCGAUAACUGCACGGGUCUGCAGGGUUUCCUGGUCUUCAACGCCGUGGGCGGCGGCACCGGCUCGGGUCUGGGUGCUCUGCUGCUCGAGCGUCUGUCCGUCGACUACGGCCGCAAGAGUAAGCUCGGCUUCACCAUCUACCCGUCGCCGCAGGUGUCGACGGCCGUCGUGGAGCCGUACAACUCGGUGCUGUCCACGCACUCGCUGCUGGAGCACACUGAUGUCGCCGUGAUGCUGGACAACGAGGCCAUCUACGACAUUUGCCGCCGCUCGCUGGACAUCGAGCGCCCGACGUACACGAACCUGAACCGCCUGAUCGCGCAGGUGAUCUCGUCGCUGACGGCGUCGCUGCGCUUCGACGGUGCGCUGAACGUCGAUGUGACCGAGUUCCAAACGAACCUGGUGCCGUACCCGCGCAUCCACUUCAUGCUGAGCUCGUACGCGCCCGUGAUCUCGGCCGAGAAGGCGUACCACGAGCAGCUGUCGGUGGCCGAGAUCACCAACAGCGCGUUCGAGCCGGCGUCCAUGAUGGCCAAGUGCGACCCUCGCCACGGCAAGUACAUGGCGGCGUGUCUGAUGUACCGCGGCGACGUCGUCCCCAAGGACGUGAACGCGGCCGUGGCCACCAUCAAGACGAAGCGCACGAUCCAGUUCGUGGACUGGUGUCCGACGGGCUUCAAGUGCGGCAUCAACUACCAGCCGCCGACGGUGGUGCCUGGCGGUGAUCUGGCCCGCGUGCAGCGCGCCGUGUGCAUGAUCUCCAACACGAGCGCCAUCGCCGAGGUGUUCUCGCGCAUCGACCACAAGUUCGACCUGAUGUACGCCAAGCGUGCGUUCGUGCACUGGUACGUCGGUGAGGGUAUGGAGGAAGGUGAGUUCUCGGAGGCUCGUGAGGAUCUUGCGGCUCUGGAGAAGGACUACGAGGAGGUGUCGGCCGAGACCGCUGAGGGCGAGGGCGAGGAGGAGGAGCUCGGCGAAGAGUACUAAAGUCACCUAGCCCGAUUGAUAGCCGUAGCCAAGUAAGUAGGAACGCAUCUGCUUGCUAUUAUAAUGCGUCGUCCAGCUAGUUAGCCGGUAGAGCAAUUCAUACAUAUCAAGAUCUCAAUUUGCCAAUUCGUUCUCACAACUUCAGUUUUGAAGUUGCACCGUUGCGGGACGAAUCCAACGCCAGCAACGGACCACCCUCGUGUAGCGAAACCGAGCGUGCAGCUCCGAUGGUAUCAGGCAGAUAGAAGUGCAUCGAAUCUUCAAUCGGCAGUGAAGACCCCUGCUGUGGCCCGGUGUCUGGUCCUCACCAGGCGUCGCAGAGCCUGCUCCAAGCCUCGCACGCGCGAAACGGAAAACGGACGGCCACGAUUGCUGGGAUCUUAUGAGCUGCAUUUCGCCGCUUCAACUUGGCAUAGAGAGACCAAGAUAAAUUAACGGCCAGCCACUUCAACGUCAGUCGCACCCUUUCGCGUUAAUCGCUGCGCUCCACACAAAAAUAAAGGAGCAUCACACGUGUCCGCAGCGAUCCAACGCCAUCCCAGCAGAAGAGCGAAGUGAGAUUUGCAAGCGCGCCUGCCAAGAACGAGCUUUCAGUCUCCAAUUUGCCGACGCCGAGCCGGAAGGAAGCUACGCCGACCCCGACCCGAGCUGCUGCACGUCUUCAAGCAACAUGGAGCCCACCGCCUACGGAACGAGUUCCCUGGCGGUCGACGAGCGACUGGCCAACCAAAUGGCCUCCAAGCGCCACACCUUCGUCAAGUGGGGAGUCUUUGGCCUGGCGACGUGUGGCAUCUGCAGCACACUGGCGUUGCUGGGCACCAGCUCGAUCCACGACGACGCAGUCGCUGCGACGCUGAGAUCCACGACAAGCGUGUUCAAGAACGCGGCGCCGGCGGUGGAUGCCGAGGUCGCGUGCUUCCAGAGCUCGUAUAUUGACAACGUCACCCGCAUGAUGGAGCCCGUCACUGGGUUGAAGUGGAAGCGUGGGGCUCAGAAGAACUCCAAGUCGCACAUUGCGGUGGACCUGGAGGCCAAGUUCCAGGAGAUUAUGGGCUUCGGAGGCGCGUUCACGGAGGCGGCGGCGCUGCAGUUCCAGAAGCUGCCUCGUCACAAGCAGGAGGAGGUCUUGACGCUCUAUUUUGACCAGGAGCAGGGCAGCGCGUACAAUUUUGGCCGCGUCCCGAUGGGGUCCUGUGACUUUUCGGUCUCCUCUUACAGCUUCGAUGACGUGCUGAACGACACACAGCUGCUGUACUUUGACAUGAGCGUCAAGCACGAUCA
Phytophthora sojae is the source of this 4752-nucleotide messenger RNA. RefSeq lists its product as hypothetical. Gene Ontology annotation, biological process: mitotic cell cycle; microtubule cytoskeleton organization. Bases 2110 to 3471 code for a protein of 453 amino acids. Gene Ontology annotation, molecular function: GTP binding; structural constituent of cytoskeleton. Gene Ontology annotation, cellular component: microtubule; cytoplasm. The record is from RefSeq and is a predicted model, not a curated record. The transcript has a single exon. NCBI's taxonomy places the organism in Eukaryota, Oomycota, Peronosporomycetes, Peronosporales, Peronosporaceae.